AUGUAUAAUAGUUUCCUUAAUAUUUCACCUCCAAAUUAUCCGCCGCCUUCAGCACCAACUGAAAUGAGAGGUCCGCCUCCACAGCGUGAUCCACCGAUUCCACCGUUAAUACAAGAUGAAGCUAGCACAGCACAUGUUGUCGAUGAUUCACAAUAUGAUGAACCAGGGAUCCCACCGGAAACGGAGAAAUACUACAAAGGACUGGUUUCAUCGAGGCGACAUUCUAAAUUAUUGAAUAACAAUUAUGAAAUAUCGUCAUCACAACAGAUACGUACGACUUUUACUCCUAACACUCGUAACGCACGCUUAAAAGAACAAGAAGCAGAGUCUGGUUCACAGUGGGAUGAUGAAACCAGGCAGAUGUUGCUUCAAAAUCCAGAAACUGGCAGCUACUACGUGCCAACAAGUUCAGGUAAACUUUUCCUCGUAAUCAUUUUAAUGGUAUGGACAGUAAUUAUAGUAUUCUAG
Molecule: messenger RNA, 468 nt
Organism: Loa loa (African eye worm)
Lineage: Eukaryota; Metazoa; Nematoda; Chromadorea; Rhabditida; Onchocercidae
Product: espin
Exons: 4
Coding region: 1-468 (155 amino acids)
Source: RefSeq, a predicted model, not a curated record